Molecule: messenger RNA, 3223 nt
Organism: Trichosurus vulpecula (common brushtail)
Lineage: Eukaryota; Metazoa; Chordata; Mammalia; Diprotodontia; Phalangeridae
Product: transcription intermediary factor 1-beta-like
Exons: 13
Coding region: 1-2619 (872 amino acids)
Molecular function (GO): zinc ion binding; transcription corepressor activity; protein binding
Source: RefSeq, a predicted model, not a curated record
AUGGCAGCGUCGGUGGCGGCGGGCGCGGGCAGCCCCGGCUCCGGGGACGGACCCGCGGGCGCCGACAAGCGGGGGCCCGGGGGCCCUGGCGGGGCGGCUGCCUCGGCCGCGGCCGGGGGGCCUUCAGGGCCGGGGCCUGCCGCCGCCUCCUCUUCGUCCUCCGCGGCCGCGGGGGCGGCGGCGGCGGCUUCGGGAGGGGGCCCCUCGGGGCCUGCGUCCGCCGCCUCGGCCUCCAGCGCCGCGGGCCCCGCAGCCUCCUCGGCCUCGGGCGCCGCGGCGUCGGGCGGGGGCGGGCCAAGCGAGGCGGCCGAACUGCUGGAGCACUGUGGCGUGUGCAGGGAGCGCCUGCGGCCCGAGCGGGAACCGCGCCUGCUGCCCUGCCUGCACUCGGUGUGCGGCCAGUGCCUGCUGCUCGGGCCCGCCUCCGCGCCAGGCGGUGCCACCGGCACGGCCGCCGGGCCUGCCGCUGCCAACAACGGGGGCGACGGCGCGGUGGUGGAUUGUCCGGUGUGCAAGCAGCAGUGCUUCGCCAAGGACAUCGUGGAAAACUACUUCAUGAGAGACAGCGGCGCCAAGGCGGCCCCGGACCCCAAGGAUGCCAACCAGUGCUGUACCAGCUGCGAGGACAACGCCCCCGCCACCAGCUACUGUGUUGAGUGCUCAGAGCCCCUGUGUGAGACGUGCGUGGAGGCUCAUCAGCGGGUCAAGUACACCAAGGAUCACACUGUCCGUUCCACUGGUCCCGCCAAGUCCCGUGAUGGGGAGCGUACCGUCUACUGCUCAGUCCACAAGCACGAGCCCCUGGUCCUUUUUUGUGAGAGCUGUGAUACCCUUACCUGCCGGGAUUGCCAGCUCAAUGCCCACAAGGACCAUCAAUACCAGUUCCUGGAGGAUGCUGUCAGAAACCAGAGGAAGCUCCUGGCCUCCCUGGUCAAACGCUUGGGGGACAAGCAUGCCACCCUGCAGAAGAACACCAAGGAAGUGCGCACUUCGAUCCGCCAGGUGACAGAUGUGCAGAAGCGGGUACAGGUGGAUGUGAAAAUGGCCAUCCUGCAGAUUAUGAAAGAGCUGAACAAGCGGGGCCGUGUGCUGGUCAACGACGCCCAGAAGGUGACUGAGGGGCAGCAGGAGCGCCUGGAACGUCAGCACUGGACCAUGACCAAGAUCCAGAGGCACCAGGAGCACAUCCUUCGCUUUGCCUCCUGGGCCCUGGAGAGUGAUAACAACACAGCCCUGCUGCUGUCCAAGAAGCUGAUUUACUUCCAGCUACACCGAGCCCUCAAGAUGAUUGUGGACCCCGUGGAGCCCCAGGGGGACAUGAAGUUCCAGUGGGACCUCAACGCUUGGACCAAAAGCGCCGAGGCCUUCGGCAAGAUUGUUUCAGAGAGGAGUAGUCCUGGUUCCAUGGCCCCUCCCAGGCCUCCUGGCAAGCCUGGAGGAGGGAAUCAGGCCAUGGACCUGCAGGAGGGUUAUGGGAGCUAUGGCCCAGACGACCCCUACAGUGCUGAGCCUAAUGUGUCCGGAAUGAAAAGGUCCAGAUCUGGUGAGGGGGAAGUGAGUGGCCUCAUGCGGAAGGUGCCCAGGGUGAGCUUGGAGCGCCUCGAUCUGGAUCUGACAGCAGACAGCCAGCCCCCCGUCUUCAAAGUCUUCCCGGGGACCACCAAUGAGGACUACAACCUCAUUGUCAUUGAGAGGGGGGGCCAGCCAGGGGCCCCUGGGGGGCCUCCUAUGCCACCCAUGGCCAUGGUUAAGGAGGAAGAGACAGAGGCUGCCAUCGGAGCUCCCCCAGGGGUGGAGGGGCUGGAGACAAAACCGCUGCUGCUGCCUCCCCUGGAGGCCUCCGGGCCUGAGGGCCCCCAUCUGGCUUCCCCCAGCGGCAGCACCAGCUCUGGCCUGGAAGUGCUGGGAGGUCCUGACGCGGCUGCCGCCGCUGCGACCGUGGCCACUGGUGGCCCUGGAGCUGUGGAUGACAGCGCCACUAUCUGCCGUGUCUGUCAGAAGCCAGGAGACCUGGUGAUGUGUAGCCAGUGUGAAUUCUGCUUCCAUUUGGAGUGUCACCUGCCAACCCUGCAGGAGGUGCCUGGGGAGGAGUGGAGCUGCUCCCUGUGCCAGGAGGUGGUGGAUUGUAAAGAUGAGGUCCCUCUUCCUGGCCCUGAGAGUGUGGCCUUGACUGCCGAUGGGGACACCUGCCCUGCCAAGCUCUCACCUACUAACCAGCAGAAGUGUGAGCGUGUGCUGUUGGCUUUGCUCUGCCACGAGCCAUGCCGUCCCCUGCACCGACUGGCCACAGACCCCACGCCCUCUGCAGAGCAGCCCGGCACCCUGGACCUCACUCUGAUUCGUGCUCGCCUCCAGGAGAAACUGUCACCCCCAUACAGCUCCCCGCAGGAGUUUGCCCAGGAUGUGGGCCGCAUGUUCAAGCAGUUCAACAAACUCACUGAGGACAAAGCUGACGUCCAGUCGAUCAUUGGCCUUCAACGCUUCUUUGAGACUCGCAUGAACGAGGCUUUUGGGGAUACCAAGUUUUCGGCUAUUCUGGUGGAGCCCCUCCCUCCCCCUAUCCCAGGCCCUGGCCUGGCCCCUCCAGAACUGGUGGGGGGCCCCAGUGAUGGUAACUGAGCCCCUACCUUACCCCAGAAUGGCUCCAUUGUCCCCUCACUCAUUCCUUCCUUCACCUGUUGGUCCUUCUGUAUCCUAUCCCCAGAUGCGGUUUUUACUUCUCUCGAUUUAAUAAAAACAUAACCCAGGAGACAAAGUCCCACAAGUCACACAGACCCAGAGCAAGCAGGGUGUCCUGGGAGUCCCUGGCAUGGGGCUGGUUGGUGGGCAUGGCGGCUUUGUGGGCUGCCCUGGCCAGAGCAGAGCCCCACUUCGCCUUAGCUCGAGGCUUCUCUUGGAUGCAGGCAGCCCCUCCCCCCCCCCAGCUUACAGCCCAGGAAGGGGAGAGGACCCCAGCCCGGAGGCUCCCAAGGGUCCUUGCCCCUUCUGUUUAGACGCGUCUUCCCUCUUAGGGUCCAUGUACCUGCUUCCAGCCCCCAAGGUCUGAAUGGUUGGAAGUAGGGUUAGUUAGACAAUCUCUCCCUGGAGAAGCUGGGGCUUGGAAGGGGCUUUGGGAGCUGCCAUGAGUUUUCUUUGUCAUCUGCUUCUUGUACUGAGCUUGGAGUUCACUGAAAACACCCAUCCAACCAAUAAACUUGCCAGCCAUUGCCUCUCCCUGCCUCCA